This is a messenger RNA of Iphiclides podalirius (scarce swallowtail), 795 nucleotides long. Lineage: Eukaryota; Metazoa; Arthropoda; Insecta; Lepidoptera; Papilionidae. The record is from the annotation of a GenBank genome assembly.
AUGGUGACGGGAAUCGCCAGCGGGCCGCAGCAGAGCGCCUCCAACCCGAUCGCAAUGGUGAACGGCAGCAUGAGGUCGUCGGGAGCGCAAGUGGAGCAGAAGAGAACUUCAGGAGAUAGUAGACGGAGCAAUAAACCAAUAAUGGAGAAGCGACGACGGGCGCGUAUUAACAAUUGCCUAAACGAACUCAAGGCGCUUAUUUUAGAUGCGAUGAAGAAAGACCCUGCCAGACAUUCUAAACUAGAGAAAGCGGACAUUUUGGAGAUGACCGUGAAGCAUUUGGAAGGCCUACGGUCCGAAAGGACGGCGUCGCCGGAUCGGUUUAGGGCGGGGUACAGGCACUGCGUGUCUGAAGUUGCUAAGUACCCGGGCUUGGAUGCGGGGCUCAAGAGGAGACUGGUUAAGCAUCUCGAGGGUUGCGUCAACGCGCCGGGAGCGAGGCCGUCCGGGGCGCCAACUCCCCCGUCUGAUAACGAAGAACCCAUAAUCGCAUCGCAGCACUCAACUAUUUUUAUCUCCGCUGGUCCAGGUUCGGGCGUGCGGCUGGUCCCCACGAGGCUGUCGAACGGGGACAUCGCUUUGGUGCUGCCGGCGGGCGUGGGCGCCAGCACUCUCGGCGCUGUGCCCACUUUGGUGCCCCUCUCGCCGCGGGAGGCCUCGUCGACCUCUUCGGAGGCGCGCUGCUUCUCGCCGGCGAGCUCGGGCUGGGGGAGCCCCCCGCCGAACGAAGAGCCCGCCCCGUUGGCGCUGAUCACGCGGCGACAGCCCCCCGAAGAGAAGCCGUGGCGCCCUUGG